AUUCAUUGCAACAUUCAGAAAAGGCAGGGUGCACUUUGAAAAGGCAGAGGGAGAACUGGGAGGAAACUAUUGGGAAGAAGCAAGGGCCCUUGUAGAGGCUCAGGGAUGAGAUACACUUUGCAGGGCUCCACUGCCCUGCUUCUUCUGUGUGUGCUUUGCACUGCACAGAAAGUUCAAAAUGGCUGUGGUCCACCACCUAGAAGAGAUCGUGAAGAACUUUCAGACCUGUCAGUCAAGGAUUCCUAUUCACAUGAUGAACAAGUGCUGUACAACUGCCGACCUGGGUACAUAAAAGUUGGACGCUUUCGAAUGCGAUGUAAUAAUGGAAGAUGGGAACAAAUGCCACCUUUCAUUGAAUGCAGAAGAAAACCUUGUGGAAAUCCUGGAGAUCUGCAGUAUGGCUCUUUUGAACUUGUGGAAGGAGAAGAUUUUUCCUUUGGUGCUCGAGUUGUGUAUCAAUGUGAUGAAGGUUAUAAGAUGCUCAGCCAUACAAAUUACCGAGAAUGUCGGGCAGAUGGAUGGAGCAAUGCUGUCCCCCAUUGUGAAAUAACGAAGUGUUACCCUGUAACAGAGCCAAAAAAUGGAAAGAUCCUUAUGACUGGAAUAAUGGAUCUGGAUCAAGAUUUUCUUUAUGGACACCUACUACGAUUUGAAUGUAAUGAGAACUUCAAAAUCAAGGGCUCCAAUCAAAUUGUUUGUACAUCUGAUGGAAACUGGAGUGAAGAUGUACCAACAUGCAUCGAAAUAACAUGUGAAGCAGAUAGUAUUGCUCAUGGCAGUAUAAGAACUUCAAAGACCAUUUACAAGAAUGGUGAACGAAUACAAAUUGACUGUAAAGUAGGCUAUAAACCUGCAGAUAGAGAUGAAGCAACAUGCACUCGAGAUGGAUGGAAUACAAGACUUGAAUGUAUAGAGAUUGUAUGUUCACCACCACAAAUUCUUAAUGGCAACUUUGAACCAGAGCAGUUGCAGUAUGAAUAUCAAGAAUCAAUCGAUAUAUUGUGUGAAGAUGGCUACAAGAGCAGUGGUACCUCUGUGUGCACUGCACGUGGCUGGCACCCUCCUCCAACAUGUAUACUUAACCUGUGUGGAUAUCCUCGUAUACAGAAUGGAAGAUUAUAUUACGAUGAACCAGAAACACAGUUUCCAAAGAGAGUGAAUGACUGGCUUUACUUCAGAUGUAAUAGUGGUUUUCUGACAGCAGAUAAAAAGGAAUGGCAAUCAAUAACAUGCACUAAAAAUGGUUGGAAUCCAAAACCCAAAUGCUUCAAAAAGUGUAUUCCACAACAAAUUCAACAUGGUAGAUUAAUCUAUUCAUGGAGUACUGUAUUCAUAGAGGGUGAUGAUAUUUCAAUUCGUUGUGAUAGGGGAUACUAUCCUGAAAAUCAGCAAGCAACAGUCAAAUGCACAAAAAAUGGCUGGUUACCCACUCCAAGAUGUAUUGCUCCAGUAGAAAUUCCACGUGGAUGUAAAAAUGUCUCUCCGUCUAAUGGCUUUUUCAAUGAAAGAAGGACUGAGUUUUCUCUUAAAGAGUAUGCACGCUAUAGCUGUCGGAGUGGCUACACAACUCCUAAUGGAAGUCCAGAGGGAGAGACACAGUGUCUUGAAACAGGAUGGAGCCCAGAGCCCAAGUGUAUCAAAACAUGCCAAAAGCCAUUUGAAGAGAAUGUUGUCUUUGAGACAACCCAAUCAGUUUUCUUGUUCAAGGAAACACUUCACUAUGAAUGUAAAGAGGGUUUUCAAACCAUGAAAGAGACCAUAGAUGACCGCAUCCAAUGCACAGAAAAUGGAUGGGAUCCAAAGCCUCUAUGUCUGUCCAUAGAAUGUGAUGUCCCUCUUCUGGAGCAUGGAAAUAUUCAUCCAAGGACAGAGAAAUAUGUGAACAGAGAUGUGGUGAAAUUUUCCUGUAACAAAGGAUACACAAGAGUUGGGCCUGAUGCUGCUCAGUGUUAUCACUUUGGAUGGUCUCCACAGCUUCCAGUUUGCAAAGAAAAAGUCAACAGUUGUCAGCAACCAUUUAACAUUUCAAAUGGCAUUGUUAUUGGUGAUCUUAUCAGAGAAUACCAACAUGGUGAGAAAGUGGCUUAUGAAUGUGAUAUUGGAUUUGCAAUGACUGGAUCAAAUACAGUAGAAUGUGUUGAUGGAGAAUGGACGUCUUUGCCAUCAUGCACAGAGGAAGUGAAAACCUGUGGACGACCUCCCGCUAUUUUACAUGGAGAUCCUGUCAGUGUCGAUUCAAACAAAUAUGGGCAUAAUGAUACUGUGAACUAUAACUGCAGAGAAAAAUUUUUCAUUGUUGGUACCAAUCCAGCCAGAUGUUUUCAUGGAGAGUGGCAGUUACCAGAAUGCACUGAAAAAUGCAGACAUCCAAAAGACCCUCUUUCAGAGCAGUUUGUGAACAAUACAGUUGUAAACUACAGCUGUGGUCCCAACGUGCAUCAGACAAAGUGUGUUAAUGGGAAAUGGUCACCUGAACCUGAAUGCAAAGAACUUUGUCCACUGCCACCACAGCUUCCAAAUGCUAUCAACAUAACAGAAAUAAGAAACUACAAAAAUGGCGAAGAGGUGGGCUUCACCUGUAUGGAAUAUUUCCGUCUUCAAGGGCCACCAAAAAUAACUUGUGAAUUUGAUAGAUGGCAGACACCACCACGCUGUGUUGAUCAAAGAUGUGGAGAUCCCCCUCCCAUUGAGAAUGGUCAAAUAGAAAAUGGUACCCAGAGAAAAUAUCUUCCCGGUGAAACUGUGACGUAUCAUUGCCAAGAAGGUUUUAAAAUUACUGGAUCUCCUACUGCAAGAUGUGAAAAUACUGAGUGGUCUCAAUUGCCAACUUGCAAAGAAAUUCCAUGUAGGAAGCCCCCCAUCAUUGAACAUGCUUCAUAUCCUAAAAGGAUAAAAAAUUAUUAUCAGCCUGGAGAAACAGUCAAUUAUGAGUGUCAUGAUGGUUUUGUUGCUGAAGGACCCCUGACUCUGACAUGCCAACGAGGUGAAUGGUCACAACCUUCCACCUGUGAAGAUGCAACCUGCAGAGAGCCCCCAGUGGUUGAUAAUGCUUCUAUUGUGGAGGACAGAGCAGAAGUCUAUCUACCUGGGCAAGAGUUGCAUUACCAAUGCUAUGAAGGUUUUGAAAUAUCUGGACCAGACACUAUAAGGUGUGAAAAUAAAGUGUGGUCAGAAUCACCCACAUGUGAAGAUAUCAGAUGUCCUCCUCCACCUGACAUUCUUAAAGGUCGGAUUAAUGGACAUAAAAAACCAAACUAUUUGCCUGGUGAGAAGGUGCGCUAUCGCUGCCUCCAAGGAUACAGUGUUGUUGGUUCUGCUGAAAUAACAUGUUCAAAGAAACGAUGGACAGGAGCACCACAAUGCAGAGAGACUGGAGGACAAUGUCAACGUCCACCUUCUAUUGAAAAUGGAGAUAUUACUGAAAUGUCUAAAUCAGCAUAUAACUCAGAUGAAGUUGUGCAUUACAAAUGCCAACGUUUCUACAGAAUGGAAGGCAAUCCAGUAGUGCGCUGUCUCAAUGGACAUUGGUCAGAAACACCAAGGUGUACAGUUCCAUGUACAGCAAGUCAAGAAGACAUGCAACGUAACAAUAUAAUGUUCAGGUGGUCAAGAGAUGAAAAAAUGUAUUCGGAAGCUGGAGAUCAAAUAGAAUUCACCUGUAGGUGGCCUUAUGGUCCAGCUCCAUCUUCCCCUCCAUUCGUAGUACGAUGUGUAAAUGGCACAUUUAAAUACCCACAAUGUAUAUGAUGUGUACAAAUACAAGGAAUGGGGAGAAGCUUAACAACAGAGAUUUUUAACCAGCAUGCCAUCAUUGGAAACCAUAGAUCAACUAUCUUUAAUAGCAUAAAAUUACACUAUAUUUUGCAAAUACAUUUUUCAAAGAUUGUAAGCAGCUACUUUUAAUGGAUUGUGAACCUUCUGCUCUACAUAUACUUCACAGAAUAUUUAUAAAAGAUGAAGUUAUAAGAAUCAUAGGCCAUGUCCACAUUUAAUAUUUGAAAGAAGGCAAAUCUAUUGAAAGAAGAAGGGGGAAAAUACCCAGAAGCUGAGAAUCCAUGUACUUUGCAUGAAAACUAGCAAAGGGGACUACCAACCCUAAACAAUACAGUAUAUAAUUUCAGCAGUUACUUUUCAUCUGUAAGAAUUUUGUUUAUGUUGAAAAAUAAAAAGUACCUAUUUGCAAAAA
Sceloporus undulatus (fence lizard) is the source of this 4186-nucleotide messenger RNA. It is a transcript of the gene CFH, whose product is annotated as complement factor H. The record is from RefSeq and is a predicted model, not a curated record. The coding region runs from base 106 to 3747 and encodes 1213 amino acids. The transcript is spliced from 23 exons. NCBI's taxonomy places the organism in Eukaryota, Metazoa, Chordata, Lepidosauria, Squamata, Phrynosomatidae.